Bufo gargarizans (Asiatic toad) is the source of this 8934-nucleotide messenger RNA. It is a transcript of the gene RUSC2, whose product is annotated as RUN and SH3 domain containing 2. Lineage: Eukaryota; Metazoa; Chordata; Amphibia; Anura; Bufonidae. The transcript has 12 exons. Gene Ontology annotation, cellular component: cytoplasmic vesicle. The record is from RefSeq and is a predicted model, not a curated record. Bases 249 to 4850 code for a protein of 1533 amino acids.
CCUGCUACCUUGCAGCUUCUCCCUCCUCUCUGCCUGGACCCACAGUGGUGGCGCCUCUCACUGGGCAGAGGCAGUGCUGACGUCAGGCCAGCUGCACUGGCAGGGCUGUGAUGCGCGAGCGCUGCCAGGAAUGGGAUGCCAUGUUAAGGAGAGCGGAGCUGGGUAUCUUCUCAAAUAAUAUGUAAAACCUUUCUCCAACCUUGAGACGGUGAGAGUACCCAAUGUCCUAAAAGGAGACCAACCUAACUAUGGAUAAUCCACCAAAGCUAGCUGGAGAAACCUUAAUAGUACAUCAUAUCCCACUGGUGCACUGCCAAGUACCAGAUAGGCAACGCUGUCCAACCUCCAACAGAUCCCACUCAUACAGCAAGAAUGACCUUGGAAUUACGAGAACUACUUCUCUACCAGAACGGGACCUAUCACAGGCUGACUCAUUGGUCUACAGCAGUUUAAUCCAAACUUCUGAACCAUCAACAAAAGAAAGGGGGAGCAAAAAGGAAGAAGAUUGUCAGGGACCAAUCACUAGAAAGCGACAUAACCCAUUCCUUCCAAACGAUGAAGAUGAAAAUAACACAUCAAGUGGAAGUGAAGGGGAAAAGUCCUUCCAUCUCCAUACUGCUUUAGGUGGACCAAAAACAGGAUUUCAGUUUCAAGAUCUGUCCUUGCCUCCUUUCCAUCUUCAUGAUAAUCCACCUGUUGUGAAGCCAUGGAUAUUGACGGGAAGGUCUGGACUUAUGGAUGGGCAAGAAGAGAAGACUUCACCGGAUGAUUUGCAGAAAGGUACAAAUGGCAACCCAGGGUCUUCAAUUAUUGAGGACCAGUCUUGGAAUCAUCAUGGUGGUCCUAGCUUCACCCUGGAUUGGAAUGAGAGCUCAGAUUUAGGAAACCAGGACUUUCUCCAAAGCAGAGAGUGCACCUGCAAUGGUUCAGAUUCACUAAGGCACUGCAGGUGCUACAGUGCCUCGAGCCAGUCAGAAAUGGACCAACAGGUGAGCUAUGUGAGUGACUCCUCAUGCAAUAGUUCAGAUGGGAUCCUUGUUAAUUUCAGUGCAUUGUAUAACAAGAUGAAUGGACAACCUAGAUCCAAUCUAAAUUCUGGGAAUCUCUCAUGUGACUCUUCAUUUUGCAGUCAUCCAGACACAGGAGCUUUCUACCUUGAUCUGCAAAGUUCACCCACAGAAUCCAAGAUGUCUUGCGACUCACAUGUUCAAGAAACUUCAGGCAAGCCAUGUAGUUGCCACCAUCACUCGUCUUCUCCUGAGCUGGAUGCCAACUGUAACUCAUACCAUCUUAAUUGUGACUCAGUGCCAUGUAAUGGAGAAAGUUCAGAACUAACCUCAUGUUUCCAAAGCCAAGCAAGGCUAGUUGUGGCUACUCAAAAUUAUUAUAAAUUGGUCACAUGUGACUUAUCAUCUCAGUCUUCUCCUAGCCCUGCUGGUUCUUCAAUUACCAGCUGCUCGGAUGACCAUACAAAGGGAAGCCCAGUGCAGCCAACCGAGUAUUUCCUUUUCCAACAGCCACAGUCCAGUUCAGACACAAAUGACCCCAAACCCCUAAUAGAAAGAUCGAAGUCAGACACAAUUGAGGGUCAAGUCUAUGUAAAUGUGUCACCACCAAACUUUAAUACAGGUAGACAACGGUCUCGAAGUUAUGAUCGCAGCUUGGACAAAAGUCCUUCCAAUCGACUAGGGUCUUUAGAGCGUAUGAUGAGCUGUCCUGUCAAAUUAAGUGAAGGUCAAGUAGUCCAUACCCAGGGCUCAUCUCAUAAGAGGGUAACAUCAUUUUUGGAAUUAGCCAAGAGCAGAAAAAAGAAUGGAUCCAGUCCACCAUUAAGAUCCAGUGGAGAUUCUUCUUUGGAGUUCUCGCCAAUUCCAGAGUAUCAUCGGGAUGGUAGUAGAACUUAUGAACAUGGAGAGUUUCGUAGUCAUAGCCUUCCACCUAUGUCAUUUUUACACUGCAUGAGCCGUACAUGUGAAGGUUGCUCAAGUGACGAUGUUGAUACUAAGGCCACAACUUCAAAGCCCACAUCUAGUACUAACCAAGCAUGUGCAACUACCGAAGCUAGUAUUGAUCAGACAUUGAAAUACAAUGCCCUGGAUGCUGGAGGUUCUGGGCUUAACUUCCUUCAAAGAGACCCAAGAGUAAAAGGUGAUGGUAUGGGGGCAGAAGCCAAACCGGUUUUCCGCUACAGCAAAGACCAGCGUCCGACCACCUUACCAAUACAACCAUUUGUUUUCCAGCAUCAUUUUAGCAAACCUAAAACUCGUCCCCUGCACAGCCACUUCACUUCUAGUCUAUCCCAGCUGUACGGACUGUCCAGCAAUCGAUUGUCUAGUCAACGUAAUGUGUCAGAGUCCCAAUCGUCAGCACCAGUCACUCUGGCCGGCCAGAUGGAGGUCAAUGUUGGCCAGAGUAGAGUGAUCAAUGUGCCUGGUAAACUUUCUCUUGAUGGACUGACGACCAUCAGAGAUGAUCAGAAUGCAAAGCAAGCACCAGAAACAACCCGACCAUCUCCACUGGGCAGUUAUUCCCCAAUUCGGAGUAAUGCCAUGUUCUUUCAAAGUAUGGACUCUGGUUCCUCCAGCUCUCCAUCUCCAGAAAAAGCAAAGGAGAAUCAACCACCUAGAAGUCGCUCCUGUCCAAUCUCAGCCAAUCUUCUGCCUUUAAGAGCAACACAGGUCCGAGGGACCACGUUACCUGGAGCUGCCAAACCCACUCGUAAAUAUGAAGGGUCUCCGAAGAUGGAGGUGCCAAGGCCACUAGUCAAGAGAGAACCACUCAAGGAACCAAGCACACAAGUGACGAAGCAUGGACUUCCAGCCAUUAAUUCUCUACCCCUGCUGAACACUGUUCUCCAUGAGGUCACCCAGCCUGAACGAAAUGAAGAGGACAAAGCCAAACGAGUCCCUGAAAAUAUCAUGCUCUCAAGACCUGUUAAUGCCAAUCACCUCUCCCCUCAAGCCUUGAAGUGGAGGGAGUAUAGACGCCGGAACCCACUAUGCCUCGACCGAGUUCAUGGAGUAACAGGACUUUCUGGGAGUCUGGACAGAAAGCAUGAGACGAAGACAGUGAGAAGGAACCAUUUCUUCGACUUUUCAAGCAGUAUCAACGGCAACCAUUUACACUCACGCUUCCACGGAAAACCUUCGGCUCUGAUCUCAAGUGACUUUUUCCCAGACUACUUCUCAGUGACGGAGCGCCCCCCGGCGGAGUUCUGCCUGUCCCCAGACAGCAGCGUUGAAUCUGUGUCUAUUGAUCUCUUGCAGAAGAGGGGGCUGGUGAAGGCUGUGAAUACGGCAGUAGACCUGGUCGUAGCUCAUUUUGGAACAAGCCGGGACCCAGGAGUGAAGGCCAAACUGGGGAACAGCUCAGUGAGCCCCAAUAUUGGACAUCUGAUCUUGAAAUACCUAUGUCCGGCCAUCAGGGACAUCCUGAGUGAUGGCUUGAAGCCGUGUGUCUUGGAUGUUAUUAUUGGACAAAGAAGAAACAUGCCAUGGACAGUGGUGGAGGCAUCAACACAACUAGGUCCUUCCACCAAACUGCUGCACACGCUGUGCCAGAAGGUGAACCAGUUCUCCGAGCUGUGCAAUCACAACCUGCGCUUCAACGCCUUCAUCUUUGGUCUUCUCAAUAUCCGUUCACUUGAAUUCUGGUUCAACCAUCUGUAUAACCAUGAAGAUAUCAUCUGGGCUCACUUUGACCCUGUUGGCUUCUUGUCUGUGUCCCAUGGAGUUUGUCAACCGCUGUUUGAAGAACUUCUUCUCCUUCUCCAACCUCUGUCACUUUUACCUUUUGACUUGGACCUUCUGUUUGAGCACCACUUGGUCCAGAUGAGCAGAGAACAGCAGCAGAAAAAGGAGAUGCUCCGUGUGAAGCAAGACCUUUUGCAGUCCGUUCACUCCACCAUACAGCUCAUGAGAAGCCGCGAUGAAGAAGAGCAGGCCGGCCAAGAAAAGAAAAGUCUUGUGAAGACAUCUUCCGAGGAGUCCAACAGUGAUGAAAGGCCGACAGGGGAAGGUGCCGCCGCCGUGGAACUUGAUGAAGAGCACAAGAAAGAGACUGCAAUGGAGGUGAAGCGGGACAAGCAGGCCGGGUGGUGGUACCAGCUAAUGCAGAGCUCCCAGGUGUAUAUUGAGAACUCAACUGAUACGGCCAGGUUUACACGCCAAGAUAGGAGAAGACCUGGAAAUGGUGGGACACCCAAAAAAAUGCCACCACCCAGAGAGGGUGUUAUAGAUGGAGCAGAGGCUUGUCCCUGUGUAGAAGGGACAGUGGAAGACAAACCUUGUAAGAAAGACAUGGGAGAUGACACACAGAAGGAUAAUCGCAAGUCGUGGAUGGGCAGCCCCCCCGAGUCUGUGCUCAAUGAACUGAAACGUGGGCAGAAAAAAGAGAGCGGGAACUCCGAAAAGACCACUCAGCCCAGUGGCCAAGAGCAGGGUGUGGCUAAAGAGAAUGUACAGGGCAGUCCAGCCAGGAAAUGGGGACACUUAUUUGGGUCAAGGAGGACUAUGACUGAAGUAAAGCAAACUAACAGGCUGCCCUCGGGCUGGCUCAGCCUCGAUAAGUCCGUGUUCCAGAUGGUGGCUCAGACAGUGAGCGCAGGAAUAUGGGGAGAGGCGUCCUCUGAGAAGGAAAGCAUGGCUGCCGAAAGAGGAGCCGCAUCUGUGUCCCCGUCGUCUCAGAACCCCCAACAUGCCAGUUCUUCUUGUCACCACCCAGAACCCAAACAGAAUGACAUCAGCUGCGUAUACAAAGCGCAUUCGGACCUGCCACGAUGCGGCCUACGAAACCGGAAUCCUCUUAUGCCCCUGAAGUUUGUUCCUCAACCUGAUCGACUAGACUCCUAACAUUUGCGAGACACGUUGCGUUCAAGACUCUCCAAGACGGAGCUCGUUCUGACAGCGGCACGAGGAACGCGCAGAGACCUCUGUGCUUCUUCUACAGAACAGAGUUAUUUCAUGGUGUCUCCAUUGACCUCUGGGAGGAAAUUGGGGCAUCAUGACGGGACAAGUGUGGUGGGACAGGUCACAUUCAUACAGUAUUCUCUCCUUCUGCGCCCAAACCAACGUGCACGUGUGCUAGCCGUGAUAUUGACGUGAGCUGUGCAUGCAGACAUCUUAGAUAAUACUGUGACUUUCCCCAAUGCUUAUGGUCGGACUCCUAACCGGCAACUAAACGUCUGCCUUUUCCCACCGUUCCUCUGUAACUAGCACUUAAAUAUCAAAGGCUCUAGACUUCUUUUUCUCCCCCUUAGGAUAGCGGAACAACCUGCAGCGUCCAAACCCAAGAGCUUACACUCGACUUGGUUAUUGGAAGCACAUGCCAUUAGCUGCUUAUAUUACAUUGGCUUGUGUCCUUGCAUUAAUAUAGAUGGCUGAGAGGAGAAGGAAGAUCACGUGUGGAAGGAAGAUGCCCAAGAGGAGAAUCCGGGAACCUUAAGGUGUCAUUUCACGGCUUGAUAUGACCUGAGAACUGGAUUUUGGACGAUGGGUGGCCUGGCAGUGGAUUUGGAGCUGGGAUGGGAUGAGAAAUGUGUUAUAUAUAAUAAGGGUUUUUAGGGGAUGCAAUUGCAUAUGGGCCCCUAUGCUUGGGGGGCCCCUCACCCAGUGGAUGGUGUUGCAGCGAUGGUAACCGCACCUGUGCCUGUAGAGAGUCCAUGUAAGCAUCAUGUAGCAAUAUGACUUGUAGGGCGCUCCUAGGCUCCUGAGGCAGGCCCCUAACUCAUAAGUGAAUGGCAAUAUGAGUUAUAGGUACUGCUAUGGACCCCUAUGGGUUAGGUAGGGGAAGGGGGUCCUAAUGCAUAGACAGAACUGAGGGGCAUUGACAUAACACGCUGGUGGCACCCUGAGAUAUUCAUCUGGCUCUCUCCCUAUACAAAUGUAUAUGUAAUUAUCCUACUAUUACUUAGUGUAUAUGCGUCAUUAUAUACCACGCGGUAUGCCCUUAUUGGUGGUUAUGUAUGCCCGGGUACUAAACUGCCACCUGCUGCUUCAAUUCUGAUGAGGGAGCUUUCUGGGGUAUUGGCGAUUUGGAUGCAAAUUUUGAAAAUAUAGGCGAUAUAUGGCCGAUGACGAGGUGCCAUUCAUGAGAACGUACAAUCUACUGUAUAUAGUGACAUUGUUAUAUAUAUCGCUAAACCGAGCUAUUAUAUCCCUAUGACUUAUUACAGCACUUUGUUCAUUUCACAGACUUUUUACAUUUUGUUUCUUGGAUCCCAAGAGCUUACGAUUCAGUCACGAUGUCUGAUCGCCCCCUAGUGUUAUAGAGGGAUGCUCCCUCAUCGACGUAGUUGCGCUUUCUGUUGUAAUAUCGCACCAGAUUAGUAUUUGUACUACUGGAUAUUAAGGGCGAUAAUUCACCCAGUAAUUUUAGGGGGGCUGGGUACCGCUUGUACGUACUACGCUGCAUAUAGAGAUAUGGCAGACAGUGUGUGUGCUGGUUGCUUGCACUGUGUGUUGUAGUCUAUGGGAGGGGGGGGGGAAGGGUUUAAUGUCGUAUUUAAAAGGGCAGGACUGGGCUGCUGAUAUCCUUGAUGUAUCCGUCAUGUGUAUAAAUGAAAGGAUCUGCAGUUUGGUUAGGUUAGGCCAAGAGUAGCUGAUGUGGGUACCGGACUUGUUAUCCAUAGACACUUCCGGAGGAGGGGAAACAAAUUGUUUACCCUCCCCAUUUCUCGGAGGGUGUUACCCGCUAAAUUUCCAUAUUUCCCUUAGUUGCCUGGAAGAUACCUCCUGUAUUAUAUUAUGUAGAGCAUGGUAUAUUAAUACAUGACUGCUGAGGAUCGGGAGGCACAAAAAGAGCAGCAAACCAUAAAAACAGACCUAUGGGGCCUGCGGAGCCGAGAACAAAACUCAGCUCCUCUGUGAUGUUGGCUACUCAAAGAAGGUCAAGGAGGUUCUUGAUGAAGGGUGCUUGCUUGCUUGGAGUCAGACAAAGGAGACAAAGCAAGGGGGGGUCCCAUUCCCAUAGGAGGUGCUUAAUUAACGGUGGCAGCUUGCUUGGAGUCGGAUGAAGGCGUCAAAACAGAGGGGGCCCAUUUCCAUUCAUUUUAGGCUCAGGACUGGGGUAAACAAUAGCAAUUGGCCAUGAUUGUCAAUGUUAUCUCAUCAUGGGAUGCACCGCGGGGGUUUAAUGGGAUCUAAAUAAAUAGAACUAUGGUAAGAAAAGGUCUGAUCAUGGGAAAUCCAUAUGGCUGUACACAGUUUUUGGACUGGUGCAGGUCCUGGGGGAUUGAUUAGUGUUUUUAGUUUUUUUUUACACCAUAGAACGGUACUCAUGAAAUAACAUGAUUGAUGGGAGAUCACUGGAGAAAGAUGAUACUAGUACACUGGCGGGGUUACACUGUAACUAUUAUACCGGUUAAUAAACCAGACCACGGGACAUGGUUGGCACAGGAGAAAUGUGUUUAAUGUGAAUCUGGUUGCAGAGAUUUUGGCUUUAGUCAGAGGGGCAGAAGAGUCAUUUACUGUACAUCUGACUGUAGACAAGAAGACCGGUAUAUCUGAUCAUGCCUGUUCACAUCAGCGUCACGCUUCCAUCGAUCAUUUCUAUUAUUCUGCUCCACUACGGGACCAGAACAAUGAAACUAACAGAAGCUCCAGAUCCACCACUAAGAAAGCGGAAUUAUGAAGUAGAAUUGGGUCAAUUAUUGCUCAUGGCACAGUACUAAUAGUGGUCACAGUUCACAAGCAAUGGGGCCUCUUAAAGGGGUUUCCAGGAUUACUGUGAUGUGCUCAUGUAGCUGCUUUCCUCAUCUUCAUCUACCCCAUGCUUUUUUCUUUUUUUAAUUCAGACUUUCCUCACUGGUUUUCAACAUGUAAAUCAAGCACUCUGAUUUGUUUUCAUGCUUUAUGUGGCACUUCCUUUUGCUGUAUCCAACCAAACCCAUGAUGCACUUCUCCUUCCUCUACCACCGCUCCAGGACCAUUCCUAAUCACACCCAGCUAGUUUAUAGCUAAUUACAUAGACACUUCCCCUAUCACUGCCCCACCCAUGGACAUGACAUCACAGGAGAUAAGAAAGAGCUGCAUGGACAUGGUCAUGUGACCACCGCGCAAACGAUAGUUACAAUAAAGGUAAACAAAAUAACAUUGCAGAACUACAGCGACCUUCAGAAAUGAUUCAUUUAAAGGAUGUUGAUGCAAAUUGGAAAACCACUUUAAUAACAAUUGUGGUCUAUUUGUUACAACUCUUCCUAGAUUGACUCUUCAUCAAAUCUUCUUCUAAGGGAAAAAAUUGCAGCAGCUUUACAGAAUGAUCACAAUUAAAAAUGGAGGGGUCACAGAGCCACUACUUUCUGCCCGGACAAGCCCCCAGAAUUUCAGUCUGACUCUUUGCAUUGGAUCACAGUGAAUCUAAAUUUGCCAUAAUUGCUACUAGUUUCACUUUUUAUAUCCCGUUCUUGCCUCUUCUACUCCUAUUCACUUGCUUUGUGCUUUAGUGAGGGGCAUGCAGAAAGUAGUGGUGAUGUGCACACGGCCUGGCAAUGGCCAAUAGCAGGAAAUACUAUUGGAAUAUCGGCUCCCCUAUCUCUUUCCGUGCAAUCCAUAUUAAUACAUUUCUUACAGAAACUCUGCAGCCAUUUUAGAAGAGCCUACGUUUACUUGUAUAUGCAGUAAUAAAGCAAUUGUAAUUAACGGACUGGUGAACGGAUCAGGGGGAUACACCCAUAUAUUCUCUGCAGGCCCCCUCACCAUUUUCCACCCUGAUCCUAGUUAUUUUCUGCACCUAUCACUCCUAUCAUGCCCAUUUUCCGUAAGGGGUUGAGGGUUAAUCUGCGAAGCUACUGGCGUCUGUACAUCCGCUCGUGCUGAAACUAACUCUCCUCGUCUGUCACCUGUGCCGUCAUCUUGGUGUCCUCUGCCAUAUAUAUGUAUAUUUAUUGGUUUGUUUAUUUAUUACGCAUAUUAAUAAAAAAAAGGUGCUGAAUAUAAA